AGCUGUUAUAACGGUGUUUUGAGAAGCAUUAUAUCAAAGGAUGAAAAUAGUAAUAGUAAUGCUUUAUGGAUUGCUACUGGAGGUCCUGAGUCAUCAACAAGAAAAAUGCCGAAAGGAAAAACAACGUGCUCAGUUUUAUAUUUAUAAUGCUAAUGUGAACCUUAUAAUCUACCCUUGUAUUUACACUGACACAUAUGCUGGUGAUAUCUGUAAACUAUAUAACUACAGAGAAACGAAAAUUAAUAAUACUGAUAUUAUAGAAAAAUGUAUGAAUUGUUAUUUUGCUCCUGGUACAUACACCAGAAGAGGAACUAAUUUUUAUAAUAAUCUUGAUGGCACACAGAAAUUUCUCACAUUAUGUGAAUUACCAGCUCGUGCCAAAUUGGUAAAUAAUACUGUCGAAACAAGGAUAGGGUUGCGUCAAUACACGGAUGAGAAAUUUUACUAUGCACACCAAAACCAUCAAUAUUAUAUAGUAUGGACUUCCAACGUCUGUCGAGAUCUAAAUUUUAUUUAUGAAGGCUAUUUCGACGUUUGGAGGAUUGAUAACAAAACUGAUUAUAUCCGUAAUGAACACAUCAGUUUAAAACUAACCGAAAACGGAAAUUUGUGUAGUUCUAAAAUAUGGAAUAGCGAUUACGACGGAAUUAUAGUUUCCACACAACGUAUCAAAACCUCAGUCAGUACAAAUUUACCUCAAACGUAUCAGAGCACUCUUCCUCGUGAUUGUGAUGUGACAGCAAGUACAGAAGCGGAUCCUACAAAUAGUUUAGUGAAUGGAUCUACAACUAACGUAUCAAAAAUACAUGUACUGCACAACAAACCUAGUGCUGAAGUCCAACCUAAGUCUGACUUAGGCGGAACAGAAGAAUUAAAUGAGGGUGUCACAGCCACAACCCAAAAAAUUAAUAACCUCAGAGCUUCAGUGCAAUGUUUAAUAUUAGUUGUUAUACUUCUUGUUCUCUGGUACGCGUUUAGCGUUAUCGUUAACUUUUUUUCCCUGCGGACAGCUGGAAAGAUGAGAACAUCCAAGAGCCGUGCCUACCUCAUGUACUGUGUGUCUCAAAGCUUAACGAAUCGCUAUUUGUAUUUAGACGAAUGGGUGAAUGAAAAAAAUGGACAAAUUAACUUGAAGUCUGUACCACAACAGUUAUACGAGAGUGUUGAAUGAAUUUUAUAAAGCCCUCUACACACUUUUAGAUGGGACCGGCUAACACAGAACCCGUCAAAUCGAUUUAUCUUAUUCCAAAAAACCAUUUUCCGACAUAUUUUUCCCUAUAACACUGAAAGUAAGCCCU
Molecule: messenger RNA, 1298 nt
Organism: Anoplophora glabripennis (Asian longhorned beetle)
Lineage: Eukaryota; Metazoa; Arthropoda; Insecta; Coleoptera; Cerambycidae
Exons: 2
Coding region: 41-1171 (376 amino acids)
Source: RefSeq, a predicted model, not a curated record